Molecule: messenger RNA, 1803 nt
Organism: Tuber aestivum (summer truffle)
Lineage: Eukaryota; Fungi; Ascomycota; Pezizomycetes; Pezizales; Tuberaceae
Source: the annotation of a GenBank genome assembly
CAGUGCUACACAUUCUCGACGGGGGUAGUUCCCCGUCUCUGCAACAGCAUCUAUUUUCUUCCUCACAAUGUACCCGAUCAUCAUCACCCUCAUCAUCCUCACAACCCUCCACUUCUUUGGCCUUAACAUUACGUUAUAAUGGAUGGAUUUGUCCCCCGGUGCAGCCACCUCUGGCCCCGAGCUCAAACGGAUGGCUGUUCUAUUGUCACCAUUUGCAGGUAUUCAUCCUCUUGACCCACGUGGACAAACACAUGAUACCGCUCUAGCCGCUGGAUUGCAGUUAAAUUCCCUAAUAUAGCAACAUAGGCCACUGGAGCAAUUCUCCGGGAUGUGAGUAAGCUCCACAACCAGCAUCCGGGUCUCCAUCGGGAAUAUCCCUCACGUGAGCCGGGUAGAAAUGGUUUCCCGAUUACACACUGAAUCCCCCAGCAUACCCGCCCAGCUCUUGGGGCCAUUCAUCCAUCUACAGCACUGAGGUUGGUUCACUCUUCCUCACAUUUUCUAGUCACAUUUACUGCCUCCCAUGUGCCACUGCCCUUCAGCUUAUCGAGCCUCCUCUGAACGAUCAGCGAACCCAUCCGGCCUACAGCACAGCCCUCUCCAAGCCUGACGACGCCGUGAUCGCGCUUCUAAAUCCGAGCAACGACUACAAGACUGGUGCUCUCAGUGGACUUAGUCCAAGUCCCACAAUAGGAAUAUGCACUCGUGUGCUCACCCUCUAGACUUAUCAAGUGAGCAAGUAAAUAUCGGCGUUGCCCCAUUCCCACUCUCAGGUGAGGCAUUAACCAUGGCCAGGGUUUACUUUCAAGAACAUGUUGCAAAACCCUUAUGAACGCGGGAAUCUUAGAUUGGAGGGGAGAAUGAGAAGAUUGUUCGCGGUGCUGAUGCUGAAAUAUCAGCGCCGCAUAAAAUGAGUGGUAGAAUGGGGCUUGUUGAGGAUAAAUUAAGGAAGAAUCAUGUGUUGGUUCGGCGAUGGAGAGAGAAAGCAAGGAAGCUGGUACAAAUACAGGUACUCGCCACUCACAUUUGCCAUUCCCCAUAAGAGGCCCCGUGCUGACACUGCAUAGGAACUCUACCACGAGCGUAAACGCCAAACAUUAAUCUCCCAAGUGCAGCAGGCCGCUGCCGUCCAGGCUGAUCAAGCCCUAUAUGUGGCUUCCGGCAAAUCUCCCGAUGCCCGGCAAUUACAGGACCCCCGGGCAAGACUGCGCGAAACUAUCCACCCUCGAAUUCGGCCUGGCCUGGGGCCCGAAUACACCAUAACCGGCGCGAAGAUCGGGAGCAUUCAGGGCCUGAAUGCCACAGGCCCUGGAGGAAGGGGUAGUGAAUCCUUGAGACGUCCAGGACAGAGACCUGCCAAUGGCGCGAGCAUACUCUUUAAUGGUAGAUAUUCCCUCUUUUCAAUCCCUUCACCUCACCCCCCUCAACGAUCGAGUAGAUAAAAUUCCCUUCCUGUCAACGCUUGAACACCCAAUCCACAGCUAUACAAUUCUCCGGUAUACAGGACGAGUACUGUAGACCACCUCUAACGGGGCUUAAUGGGAAUACUGGGGGUGGGGGGAUGGGAGAUGGGGGCAAGGAUAGAAGGCUUGUGGACGAGGAUGGGAAGGUUGUUCUUGAUUAACAUUGAAGAGGAAAUCUUGAUUUUCUCGCCCCCAUGAUGGUAGUGAUGCUGGUAAUGUUUGGACACUGAUUUGGCCAACUUUGUGACACUGGCGAACUGUUUUUUCUUUGCCUCCCUCUCUUCUGUUUUCUAAUCCAUUGGUUAAAACAAAUGGAUCGGGAGGAAGGGGGAUUUGAAGC